Messenger RNA from Exophiala spinifera, 1017 nucleotides. RefSeq lists its product as uncharacterized. The coding region runs from base 1 to 1017 and encodes 338 amino acids. Lineage: Eukaryota; Fungi; Ascomycota; Eurotiomycetes; Chaetothyriales; Herpotrichiellaceae. Gene Ontology annotation, molecular function: acetyltransferase activity. The record is from RefSeq and is a predicted model, not a curated record. The transcript has 3 exons.
AUGCUGCCCGACGAACAUUCCUUGUCCUUUCGACCGACCUACACCCGCGACCAACUCGCGCUGUACGUCUCUUGCAUCGCGCCCGAUCCAAGCUAUACCCUGUCGACGCUCGAGGCCGAGAUCAAGGCAGACCCACUGGCCGCCCUGUCGACUCUUCAACUCCGGCAGAUGGCGUUCAAUCCCUGGGGAAACGUGGCGUUGCACUACUCGUGGCACCGCACCAUCACGCUCGACCCAGAAGCCCUGUUCCACAAGAUUGUCGAGCGCAAACUCGGCGGUUACUGCAUGGAGAACAAUGCCUUCUUUUCCACCAUCCUCCGAUCGCUGGGGUAUCAGCAGUACGUCACGGGCGCCAGGAUAAGCCACGCGCUCACAGGAAAUGCCGACCCCCGUGGCUUUGCAGGAUGGCAACAUGAAGUCAUCCUCGUUACGAUCAACGGACAGAAAUACCUGGCCGACGUGGGUUUCGGUUCCCAACCACUUAUCGAUGCGAUCCCACUGAUCAAACCCACGAGGGAAGACUGCUCGGAUGCGCCCAUCUACCCGUCGGUUCCCGGGGCCGAGUGCCGCCUCGUGUACCGGCCCAUAGCGCCCAACACGGACCAGUCGCAGAGGCUGUGGGUGUUCGAGACGCGCAACAAGUCGAAACCCGAAUGGGCCGCGGGCUACUGCUUCAGCGAACUCGAGUGGCUCCCGGGGGACUUUGAGAUCAUCAACUACCGCACCUCGAUGGACCCGACGAGCUGGUUCACGCACCGCAUCGUGCUGGCCAAGAUCCUCGUCGACGAGAAACGGGAGAAACCCACCGGCACCAUCACGAUGAGCGGCGAGAAGAUCGAGCGGAGACUGGCCGUCGAGUACGGCGGCAAAGGGAGCAAAGAGGUCGUCGUGGACGCGAAGACGGAAAAGGACCGCGUCAUGGGCCUCAGGACGUGGUUCGGCAUCGUCUUGCAUCCGGACGAGGAGCGAGGGAUUAAAGGCAUGGCGAGUGAGAUCGCCGAGCCUUUCAACGUUUGA